Suillus clintonianus is the source of this 444-nucleotide messenger RNA. Its product is annotated as peptidase M17, leucyl aminopeptidase. Gene Ontology annotation, biological process: proteolysis. Gene Ontology annotation, molecular function: manganese ion binding; metalloaminopeptidase activity. The transcript has 5 exons. Bases 1 to 444 code for a protein of 147 amino acids. Gene Ontology annotation, cellular component: cytoplasm. The record is from RefSeq and is a predicted model, not a curated record. NCBI's taxonomy places the organism in Eukaryota, Fungi, Basidiomycota, Agaricomycetes, Boletales, Suillaceae.
AUGAAUGGCAAAUCUGUUGGGGUCGACAACACGGAUGCUGAAGGUCGUCUCGUUCUAGCUGACGCGUUGUACUGCACAUCAACCGAGUUCAAGCCGCACACAAUCAUCGACGUUGCUGCUCUUACCGGGGCUAUGGAUUCCGCACUGGGUGAGAUCUACACCGGUGUUUUGAUGACCUCCCAUGCCCUUUGGAACCGACUGAGUGUUGCCAGAGAGAACGAGUACGAUCGCUUCUUUCGCAUGCCCCUUCACGAAUAUUAUAGCCCACAAAUCUACUCUUCUAAUGCUGAUUGGUGCAACGUCACGUUGCUUGAACUUGACGUUGUCUUUUUUUUUUUUCAAACGGGCGGGAAACCAGCAGGUGCAUGCACCGCCGCGCUGUUCCUUAAGGCAUUUGUAGAUGGCACCGAGACCAAGGAUCAGCAGGAACCUCCUGUCCGAUAG